CAAAAUCAUCAUUUGUGGAUAGCUUUACAACUCUGUGUGUGCUUCAUGAUUAUAAGUGUAGUACUAGUCAAGGUUUAUUGAAAAGAUUACCAGUCUUGUUUUUCUGACAGGCUUGGUGGAUGGAGUACUGAAGGGGUGUUCAUACUUUUGGCAACCAUCAGACACUAUUUGCUUGAAAACUGUCGAUAAAAAAAAGCUUUAAAAAUCUUCCACUAGCCAAUGUUUUUGAGUGGUUGUGUUCUUCUACUCAGCUGUAUGAACAUAUUACACGCUGUCACUGCCCAACAGCAGGUGUCACCAAAAAUACAGAAAUUAAAGCAGUCAUGUAAAGACGGGAAAGAAUGUCCCCAGGUUUUUGAUAAAGACGAUUUAAAAAAGCGAUUGACUCCUCUCCAAUAUAGAGUAACACAGGAGAGGGGCACAGAAAGUGCCUUCUCUGGAGAAUAUAUAAACAAAAAAGAUGAGGGUGUAUAUAAUUGUGUUGUGUGUGGAACUCCACUAUUUUCAUCAGAUACCAAAUACAACUCCAAAUCAGGUUGGCCGUCCUUUAAUGAUGUCUUGAGUAAAGAGCAAAUAGCCUUAAAAACAGAUGUCUCGCAUAGUAUGCAAAGAGUGGAAUUAAAGUGUGCAGAUUGUGGAUCUCAUCUAGGACAUGUGUUUGAUGAUGGACCCAAACCAACUGGUAUUAGAUACUGUGUGAAUUCAGCAUCAUUAGACUUUAAAAAACACACCACAGUAUAAUUUACUUGGGUAUCGCCAUCUUUUAAAACUCAAAAAUUUUUUGUGGAUUACUAAUCCAUGAAGAUUUUGUGUUUUAUAGUAUUUCACCUUUUUAUGAUCUGUGGAGAUUAGAAAUAUCAUUAUUUAAUGCAUUAAUCCUUUAAAUACUGUGUACAGUCAUUGAACUUUAAUAACACUUGUAUUAUGUUAAUUAAAAAAUAACCUGUUUAGACCUGUAUACAUGGAUGCUAUUAACUAUUUAAAUUUAAGGGUGCUGACAUGUAGUUUUUAGGGUAUUUUUUUAAGAGGGACCCACAUGUGACAUAUACCCUAAAUUUAAAUAUAUAAUAACUUUCAACUUACGAGAAUAAACAUAAUCACAAUAGAGUUAAUCAUAGUCUCCUUUUUCCAUCUAAAAUUGAAUCAAGAGAACCAUUUCAACACCCUGAGAACUUAGUUUUGUAUUUGUUAAAGCUGCUGAUGGCCAUUUGCAUCUUUCUGAUAAUAGCUAAAUUUCAACUCAAAGUGAUUAUUUAAAAUUUUAUUUAGAAAACAAAAUAUCAAUGGUUGAUAAUCUCCCGGCUUAGAUUCAAUUGAAUGAAAAAGUUUUUACCAGACAUUUAUAGGUGAGCGCUAGGAUGUCUAUGUUUAAUAGUAUAUUGUCUACAGCAGAUGCUUACUGUUAUGACAUUUUCACUUCAUCAUAUUCUUUUAAAUAUUGAACAGAAUUGAACCAUUUUUGGAUUAAUUUUCCUUAUAGAGAUUUAACCUUCACAGCAUUAUAGUUUGCUGAAGGAUUAAAAAUCCCUCAAAUGAUGAUAAGAGAAUUUAAGUUAAUUGCAUAUCAGAUUCUUGUUUAUAAAUUUGUUAAGAAUUGGUUUGUUCUGCAUAAUAUGAGAUAUUGUUGUAAAGCAAAGCUUCACUGUGACACUAACAAUUUAUUAUAUGGAAAUUAUGUCUCCUUUAUUCUUGUUUAAUUGCAUGUUGACAUAAAUUUUUACCCCAGAAAAUCUUUGAUUCGAAAAUUUUGUCUGAGAAUGGAAAAGGUAUUAGUUGUGAAAAUUUAGGAAAAUGGCAAAUUUGUGUGUGUCAGUUUAUUGUCUGUGCUUUGUGAUCUCAUAUGAUGUGCUGAUAUCAAUUUGUAAAUCUCAUCUGAUGUGCUGAUAUCAAUUUGUAAAUUAAUCUGAUGUGCUGCUAUCAAUUUGUAAAUCUCAUCUGAUGUGCUGAUAUCAAUUUGUAAAUCUUAUCUGGUAUACUGAUAUCGAUUGGAAAUGUCUUUGCCAAAUAUUGUUUUGUGACAAGGCUCUUUACAUUUCUGUGCUGUUGUUUUUUUUUUCGGGAUGCCAAAGAUAAAUGAAUGUUAAAUGAUUGAUAUCAAUUUAAGAGUAGAUAAAUUUAGUUGAAUAAUUAAUACAUUAUAACAAUUCAAGUUAACGAUUUAUAAAUGAAUGGUGCUAAUAACUUAUCUAGUGAUAUUUUGUCCUUAGAAACCGGUGUUUUAAAUACUUUAAUUAGUAAACCAGGCUUGUCUGGGCCAGUCUCCGUAGAUGUUAUAUGUCUUUAAUAAGGAGACUGUUCCAGGUUGGCCUGUGUGAUCCUGCUGUAUAAUCAACCAAAUAAAACCUAUUAUUAUUUAUUAAAGCUCAACUCUACUCAGUAAGGAUGUGGAAAAAGACUGGGGCAAUGCAAGAGUUAUCUCCCAUUGCUUAUCCAGAUGUUCCUAAAUUUUUAAAAGUAUGUUUUGCACUUUAGUUCCAAAAACAAUUUCAGUGUUCUCAGAUUUAAAAGGCAGUGUUGCUAGAAUGCCUGAUACCACUUCUUAUUUGAGGAGUUCAAAUAGCUAAAAUAAAUUGGUUAUACUUCUGUAUAUCAGAUAAGUUGUAUGACUUAAAUGGCGACUUGAAGAACGAACGUAUGAAGGGUAGAGUUGUCCUUUAAUGUCUGCUAUUUUUAUUAAAAUGGUAUGAUAUUGGUAAAUUUAUGAAAUGAAUUGUAUGGAAAGGUCUUCCCCAUAGUAUACUUUAAUGUAAAUACCCUGUAGAUAAUAUGUUGGUUGUUUAGAUAGAACGUACAUAGUAGAAGAAUUUAACAAAUGUUGUAGUGUUCAAAUAUUUCAAUUAGUUUAAGUUAAAAGAUGUUAUAGAAUAUUAGAAUAACUGUAAAUAUGUAAGUGAAAAGAUACCACAAUAUUCAAAUAUUACAAUUAAUAUAAAUAAGAUAUAUAUGCAUAGCAGAAUUCAGAUAUGAAAGUUAUAUGAGACUAAGCCAACAUUUAGGGAUAACUUGAAUCCAAAAAUAUCAUGAUGGUAGCAAUUGUUUAGUUAUUAUGACAAAUUGCCAUGUUAUUUCGAAAUACUCAAAAUAUACAUGGUAAAUAUAAAUAUCUUGUAGUUUACAUAGUUUUGAAAAUAGUAAAGUAGGUCUAGAUGAGAGCUAAAUUCCUGGUUUUGAUUUGCACAUUUUAAUUUUUACAAGUCAUUAAUGGGACAAACGUACAAUAUCAAGCUUAAUACAUUUACCUGUUUAUUCAUAUAUUUAUGUGUGUAUUCUAAUCUUAAGGUUUAACAGAGGUCAAUUUUAAAGAUUAUUUAAUAUAUAAAUUAUAAUUAUUUAUUUAUAAUAACACAAAUUAAUUGGACUAGAACUUGCAAAUAAGUUGAGAGGGACUGGUCCAAAUGGUUGAGCAAAGGCUCUGCACUUAAUAAAGCAUACUCAUUACUUUUAAAUAAUUAUUUUGGAUUCUUCACAUGUGAAAAAUGCCUGGCACUUUCCCUUUCAUUUUAUAGAAAUGUCAUAUCAAAUACAAUAUAGUCAACAAUUUAUGAAUGAAAUAUUUAUGUGUUAUUUUAAUGAAACUUAAUUUAUAGAAUGUUACAUUGAAAUAAUGCCAUAGUAUGUUAAAACAUUUUCCCUAAAUAUGUAAUUAGGAACAGAUUUUGUAUAUAUGUCUUUAUUAUCUCCAUUAUUUUAACUAAUUUCUCUCAGACAUUUUGAUAAACUUUAUCAUUAUUUAGAUGUUAGGAUUGUUUAAUAUAAUCUGUUUACAAGUUUUAUUUUCUCUUUAUUAAACUAUUUGUAUAUAUACAUUUAUCUAUUUCUGUAUAUUUACUUAGUUUAAUAUAACUUACAUUUUUAAUAUUACCCUUACACAUAUCCUAGAGAUUUCACCAUGACCUUUUUCUUAUAAACCUACAGUAAUAAUUUUAAAAUUUCAUUGGGUGUUGCAUAGGGUAAGACUUAAAAUCAUAUUUAUUUUGCAUUAUCUUAUUACUCUUUUUGAUCUGAAUACUUUUUACAUUUGCUAUUAAAGCUGUCUAAAAAUAUACAGCAGCAGCCAUGAUUGAUCAUAAAUAUGACUACUAGAGUUUGAUUGCAUAAAACCUUCAAAUGGAAACAAAUUUUUGUGUUGAGUUAGACAAAUUGUUUGGUUUAAUUUGGGUUUUCUAUCAUUUGUUUUGUGGAUAUGUUGAUAUUUGUUUUGCAAAAGUUAUUAUAGGGUAAUGUAAUAAGCUUUAGAUCUUUAUUAUUCACUUUAUUUUGACAGCCUGACUACAUGUGCAUUCACUAUUAAUACAGCAAUGUUUACAGGACUAAAACCAUAUAAAUGAGCCAUAUAUAUGGGCACUGCGGUAGUUAGGUAUGACUAUAUAUAUAGAGGCUUGCUAGAAAGAAGUUUUUGUUUUGUUUUCUAUCCUUUUGUGUUUGAAGGUGUUUUAUGAUUGUUGUCCUCCUUACAUAUUCAUGAACUCCAUGGGGAUACUCUAUUGAAUGUUCCGGAAUUAAAUUGUCUCAAUUCCAAAAAUAGUGUCAAUCGAGUGAAAAGGAGAAUUUUGGAGUACAACGCAUGUGCCGACUGCAUAAAAAAUAUCUUAACCAAUCAUGACAGCUGAAACAUAUUUGUUACUUAAAAUACGUCACAAUUUCAUUUAUUCUGUUUUAUUUCUCUGUAACUUUAGAAUGGCCAUGUAUAUGAAAUUGAAAAUACAUAUCAGCCAUAUUUGGAAACAAAUAUGGUUAGUACAGUUUGAUUAUGAAAACCGUUCAGAUACAUGUAGAUGUAAAAUCUGGUAUUUAUUUAGCUAGAUUUUAUUUUGAUUUUCUAUAUCAGUUGUUAUUUUAUUAUGUUAUAUUAUGGUUGUUUUAUUUUGUAGAUAAGCUUUGUUUUAGUUGCUGUAUAAUAGUAGCCUUAAUUUAUUUCAUGAUUUUUUGUUGUUAAUUUUGUUAAAUAUAGAAAUGUGCAUUGUGUGAUAAAUAAACCAUUUAUUUCUUUAUUAAUACAGUGAGGUAGUUUAAUGAAAUCUAACAAAUAUAUAACUAUGUUUAAUAUGUGUUUUAAAGAUUCAUAAGAUUAACAGAAUUUGCAUAAAAUAAAUUAAAGAGGUAUUACAACUUUCCUGAAUGAAUGAUUAGUUUCGUAUUAAAACACCCCUUUAUAUUUGCAGAUUGAUUGAACAUACCUCAUGUAGAUCAGAGCUAAUCAAAAUUAUCUUUUUUAUGGAGGUACAAAGAUCCUCAAAGUGCCCAUUGCUCUUUAGGAUUUUGGUUAAGAAUAUUUAUUUCAUUUUUACAGAUGUUAGUAUACUUGAAUUGAAUUUUAUUAUAUGAAAGCAAUAGUAUGACAUAUAUUACAUUAGUUGUUAUUAACCCUUUGACAACCAAGUUCCUGAAUGUUCCACUGCCUAUUCAUUGGUUUCCUGGGGCCAAGACGUCCAUGUCUUGACUGAAACAAGUGAAGGUCGUGGAUGAAGAACCAACUGCUCAUAUUAUGGACAGUACAAUUAAUGUUGCUUUUUUGGCAUUAACAUAUGAUGUAAAUAAGUGAAAGUUGCAAAAGUUUCUCUGGCCCCUGGUAUUAUGGGCACAACAAUGUCACAGGCUUCAAAUCUGGGCACAAAUAUUUAAAGGGUUAAAUUUAAACUAACGGGUACAUUGUACUUAAAUGGGAUUAUCUGUUAAUAAUUAGAGAAAUACAUAGAUGGGGUACUGAUUGGUUGUAGCUGUUUAUCCCAAUCGCUUUAAGUUGGAACUUACAUGUGCAUGCUAUUAAUUUAUUUAUACUUACUAACAAUGAAAUAACUUAUAUUUAUAAAAAUUAACAUUUGACUAUGCAUUUGAUAUAAUGUGUGUUGUGUAUAGACAGAGGGUGGUCAUAAAACUUGUGACAUAAAGUUGUUGUUUAUUUCAUAUUUAUGAAUUCAGAGGGUACUUAAAACAGAAUAUAAAAAAAAUUGAUUAUUUAGGUAGAAAUUGUCAGGGAUUAGAUAUUUGGCUGGUGGUUAAAUAAAAAAAAAUGCCAUAUUUUCCUGGAAGUCUGGAAAAAUGUCUUUUUAUUUCAUACAUAUAAUUCAUAUAUCUGGCAGAAGAUUUAUAAGUCACUACCUUUAUCAACCUUGGUUUUACCCCAAGCUGAAUAUAAUCCAUGUUGUUGUCAUUGUAAAUAAGUUAACUUUGGUACAAGAAGCAAUGUCCUGGAACAUGAAGAAAAGAACCCUUGUACUUAUAGACAUUUAUUCCAAGUUUGUAUGUAUCCAAAACUUUUUGGCUCAAUUUUGUCUAUCUUGGCUCUUGGAACUUGACAAUUUCUCUUUUGUCAAAUUAUUGGUUGCAUGCUUUUUUUCUCCCUUAAUGUAUUUAAUUUCUAUAAAUAAGAGGCUUUAAUAGAAAUGUUAGAUUAGAAUAUCUUGUGAUAUUGUUAUUAUUAUUAUAUAUUAGAACAGGUAUGUUUGUAUCACCUUGUAUUAUAUAGUAUAUUAUAUUAGAGUGUAUUUUGUUUAGAUUUUACCACACACCUUGUUCUAGUAUGUGCAAUAAACUUUUAUAAAAUUGG
Molecule: messenger RNA, 6547 nt
Organism: Patella vulgata (common limpet)
Lineage: Eukaryota; Metazoa; Mollusca; Gastropoda; Patellidae
Product: methionine-R-sulfoxide reductase B3, mitochondrial
Exons: 5
Coding region: 220-741 (173 amino acids)
Biological process (GO): response to oxidative stress; protein repair
Cellular component (GO): cytoplasm
Molecular function (GO): peptide-methionine (R)-S-oxide reductase activity
Source: RefSeq, a predicted model, not a curated record